AUGUCGACGUUUUCGCCGUCAUUGGCCGCAAUUACUCUCCUUUUUCUGAUCGUCCUCAAUCUAUCUUCGGUUUCUGCUAAUCACACGACGGAGAUCACCAAGGGAGGAGAGAUCAGGCUACCUUCGGAGAAGAUCAUCAACGGUGGAAACAGAGGCGAAUUCUGCGAAGGAACGGCUAAACCGGCUUCUUGUCCGGUCAAGUGUUUCAGGGCGGAUCCGGUUUGCGGAGAAGACAGCGUUACUUACUGGUGCGGUUGCGCAGAUGCUUUCUGCCACGGCGUUCGUGUCGCUAAACCAGGAGCUUGCGAUGUUGGUAAUGGCGUCGGUUUGUCUGUUCCUGGACAAGCUCUGCUUCUGAUCCACAUUGUCUGGCUCAUGCUUCUUGGGUUCUCUAUUCUCUUAGGCCUCUUCUGA
Microthlaspi erraticum is the source of this 414-nucleotide messenger RNA. Lineage: Eukaryota; Viridiplantae; Streptophyta; Magnoliopsida; Brassicales; Brassicaceae. The record is from the annotation of a GenBank genome assembly.